Molecule: messenger RNA, 957 nt
Organism: Aspergillus tanneri
Lineage: Eukaryota; Fungi; Ascomycota; Eurotiomycetes; Eurotiales; Aspergillaceae
Exons: 3
Coding region: 1-957 (318 amino acids)
Source: RefSeq, a predicted model, not a curated record
AUGUCGGAAGGCGGCGCGGCUCGAGCACUACAUGCAUAUUCGGCCGAUGAACACUUCCUUCUCGAGAAUGCAACCCUUCCACUAAACCCCCGAGAAGAUCAUCAUGCGGAAAACCUACUUCACUUUCUAUCAAAGCGCACCCCUCCCAAGACAGUUGAAGAGGGCGCUCGAAAAGCGGAGUCGGAGUUGCUAUGUUAUUUUGGAGCCGAUAAUGCCCCCACCCAAGCAACCUGGAAGGAGGAAGAUUUAAACAGAUGGUAUUCGGAUACGAACUACUACGACGAUGAGUGGGAUAAGCCACCAGAUGGGAUCUCUCUUACCGGUAAAACGCUUGCCAGGGAGAUGGCGGCUUUGAAAAUUCCGACGAAAAUCGGAGACCGCGGGCUGCAAAAGUUUCACUGGAGGCAGGAUAAGAGAUUUGAGUACAAGGGCGAACAAUCUGACGCGACGAAUGGAUUCUAUAAGGGUGUAAUGAGUGUCGAGAGAGGGUUCAUCUCAGCAGAAGACAACAGCAGCCCUAAGCAGGAACCGGAUGACCCUCACCCACCUCUUUACAAGAUGUCGGAUGUCUACUUCCUUGAAUGGCAGAGACAAGCGGGCGGGAGCAACAACGUCAAGAAACUCAGGUAUUUUCUUCGGUACCACGUCGUGAAUCUGGAUACUCUGGCUAUCAUCAAGGAGAUCACGAAUGGAUAUACAACCCUUCAGGAAUGGCCAGGAACCGAGUUCACGAUUUAUAAAAAGGUGAAAGGCCAGGUUCAAGGUACCGAUGAAGGUAAGGCGCUUUUAAGGACUCCCAACGGGGUGGCUGUCGCCUAUUUCCUUCUCACCAAUAAGAGAGUGCUGGGUAAGAGGAUUCCAGAUACAGUGAGAAUCUGGAAGACUCAGGAAGGGCUGAACGAAGAUAUUACUUGGGUUCAUAUGCUGUUUCAUAUUGUUGAGUACAAGGGUAUAUAA